This is a messenger RNA of Magallana angulata, 2853 nucleotides long. RefSeq names its product galactose-3-O-sulfotransferase 2-like. The transcript has 2 exons. The coding region runs from base 1759 to 2853 and encodes 364 amino acids. Gene Ontology annotation, molecular function: galactosylceramide sulfotransferase activity. Gene Ontology annotation, cellular component: membrane. Gene Ontology annotation, biological process: glycolipid biosynthetic process. The record is from RefSeq and is a predicted model, not a curated record. Lineage: Eukaryota; Metazoa; Mollusca; Bivalvia; Ostreida; Ostreidae.
AGCACUAAUAAUCGUGCCGUGUUAUUGAUCAUUUGAAACAUUAUUUUGGCAAUAACAUUGGAUACAGUUAUAACCAGAUAAAGGAGAGCAAACUAUCAUACCUUCGGCUCGCAUACUGCUUGAGAAUGAAACACAUAAUGGUUUUCAGCACAACAGAAGUGGCGUAACUCCAGGGAAAGUACAGUAGUCAGAAUUAUCGGCAAAUAUGGUAAGCUGCAUUGUUUGUCCCUGUGUACAAUACUGAAAUUUCACAAUAUUCCGUUUGGGACUUCCACAGGAAUCGCGCUAACAAACAAGCGAACAGAGGGGAAAACUUCAAAAUUCAAAAGAAGCAUACCGCAAAACGUUCUUAAAUUCUUAAAAAUAGUUUAAGGUAGUGUGCUAGCAACUGUUUCAGAAGCAUAUCUAAUCUUUGCAAAACUACUAAGUCCUUAGUAAAAGUGUAAAAAAAAGAGUAUCGUCUCUACUAUCUAACAGGUCAGUGACAUUUUUAUCAUCUGUAAUACACUCCGAUGGCCUUAACAAUGCAGUAUAUUCCUUAUAGAAUGAUGAGGAAAAAUAUGGAUUCAUAUGUGAGAUUUGUUUUACUCUACCUUGAUAUUCCCUUAAGGUACUGUGAUGAAAACUGAAAUAUGAUACUGGUAAGCAAAUUACGGCCACAUAAAUCGUUGUACCUAUAUGCUCUGAAAUGAAGGAGUUUUUAUUUUUAACGUGUACACAAUGAUGGAAGAUGAAAUUUAAAAUACACCCAAUGCAAGAUAAUAUUUGUUUGAGACUAGAAUUAUUCAUGAAACAAUCAUUUUGUAUUUACAAUUAAAAUCAAAGUACUGAAGAACUGACGAGAGUUGAUUUUGUCCAUGUUUAUUUAUUUUAAAAUCAAUGAUGUUAUUUUGCAUGACAAGUACAUGUAGUUUCUAAUUUUUAUUUGAAUUACACACAAUUUUAUAAUAUGAAUUUUUGGACUUUUUCGACAAGAAUGUCGAGAAACCCCCAUAUGAAUCACGUUAAAUAAUAUUUAAAGAUAAAAUUAAUUCAAUCAAACUACAUUUAUGUAUCAGUAAUAGAAACAUUUCUCGAAAAUUGUAUGGAUCCAAUGCAAGCAAUAUUGAACUCUAGUCUCGUUCAACCAAACGCUCGGCUGACACCGUAAAUCUCCGAGAAGCUAGAGAGACUUUCUGCUUGUCGGAGAUUUACGGAAACAGCCGAGCGUCGAGUUGAACUAGACUAUAUUGAACUCUGGCGUAGGAAUACAUACGACUACAAAAAAUACCUAAAUUAUUCGUACUAUUUAAAAUCUAACUAUUAUUAAGGUAUUUAUAAAUAAGUUUCCUUGAAAAAUAAUGCUUUAGCAUACAUUACAUCGAAUUUAUCAAAUAUUUUCAAGAACUAAGUCUUGUCAACAGCGAUGAUUUGUGCUGAGGUCCAAACACUGUUUCACUUUCGGUUUGUCUGCGUGACUGCAUAGGAGAGUUGAUUAAAAUCAACUCCCAAAACUAGAUACAAGUUGUACUUUCAAUGCCAGCUGUGAAUUGUACGCUGUCAAUACCGUGCAUGGUUGUCUAUAUCUAGACUUACACACACAGCUGCACCCUAUGUCACUACACAGUUCACUAUCUCCUCCACAAAGGUGAUAACAUCAGGAAAUGCUGAUUACCUAGGAUUCUAGACCUGGGGUCACCUUUAUUUUCACCUGCAAAUCACCCGUGGAUCACCAGUUCACCUGUUGGGUCAACCACAAGUCAUCAGUUUCAUACUACUAUGCAAUGGAAAAGUCGUGCAAGACGAAUAUUGUACCUAUUCGUUUCCAUUGCAACGCUUAUAUCCUACCUAUGGAUGAAAGGAAAUGACUUUUUGAACGUCCCCCAUAAUUACAAAAGGGCAUACGAUGCAAUUGUGUUCCUGAAAACACACAAAACUGGCGGAUCAACCAUAACAAACGUGCUUCAACGUUUUGCAGAGUACCAUAGCUUAAAGGUCGCAUUACCAAAUAAAACAUUUGGACAACUACGUUAUAACUAUUUUGGUGACGUAGGCGAGUCUCUAUCACGUGAUCACAUUUAUGAUCCCCAUGGAAACAUGACGUUUGAUAUUUUGUGCAACCACGUGAUAUUCAGCGCUGCAGCUUUUCGGAAAGUAUUCAAGAGGAAGACGUUUUAUUUCACUAUUAUCCGGGACCCUGUGACCAAUGUGUUGUCGGCAGUGAAUUAUUUUGGGUUGACAGACGGGUAUAUCCAAAGCCUACUGAUGAAAACUAACACUUCUGUCUUCAAGUAUCUCCCUAGGUACGAGCCAAAGAAUGUGUAUUUGUCGUUUACAAACAACAGACAACUUUUUGAUCUAGGGUUUCCACCAUGGAAGAGUCCUAGGAAUCUGAUAAAUGUCAGACAGUUUAUCAGGGAACUGGAAAAUAAUUUGCAGUUUGUUAUGAUAAUGGAAUAUUUUGACGAGUCUCUAAUCAUAGUUAAACGAUUAUUGGACUGGACGUUUAAAGAUAUUUUAUACUUUCCCCAAAACAAGGGUAGGGAAAAUUUGGUCGCAAAUUUGACGGAUGGGGACAAAGGCGACAUCAUUAAUUGGAACAGAGGGGAUGGCGUGUUGUAUUCUCAUUUUUUACAAAGAUUAUUGAAAGAAAUAAAUAAAAAUGGGCCUGGUUUGAAAGACGAGGUGUCUGUGUUUCGGCAGAUUUUACGCAAAGUCUGGGAUUUUUGUGAUCUUGACGAGCAAGAUGUGAGCCUGGCGAUUGAUCGAACGCCUUGGGACCCAGGAUUCAUGUAUCGGUACGACGAGUGCGGCUUGCUCCGUCUUAAUGAACUACAAUAUCUAGAAAGAUUGUACAAAUACGCAAACAGAUAA